AUGAAAAGUACAUAUUUAAUCAAAGAUGUUAUUUAUGAGAAGAACCAAGAGAGAUAAUUUUAAUUUCAUAAGAACAAGUUAAAGGAGAUACUUACAUAACCUUUGUAAUUGAAUUCGGAGGGGAUUAUGUAAAAAUUAAAACACAAGCAUGAAUAGAUGAAAUUAACUCAAUAAUUCUAAACUCAAGAAUAAAACAUAGAAAAAUCUAGAAUAGACAAGAACUUAAUGUUAAAACUAUUAAACAACAAUAAUAAAUCAAUUAAUGGUGCAUAAUCAACAACACGUUCAAUUAAUAGAAAUUCUAAAAUCAAUAUGUAUUUGAACACAAUAAAUAAUGAAAACAAAAGCCUUGCAAUUAGAAUAUAUUCACUACCAUCAGUAAUUAAUUCUUAGAGACACCAACAAGAAUAUUAGAACCAUAAAUCUGACCUAAAAAUUAUGUAGAGAUUCCACAAAUAAAAAUUGUAUUCAAAUUAGGAUCUCAUGACUCAAUAAAUUUAAACCAUAUUAGGAAAGGGAUUUGAAGGAUCAAAAUAUUAGAACUUGAAUUUUCUCAAACAAAUUGGAAAACAAAACAAAGUCUUAUUUUUAACUCCACUCUAAUUGAGAUUGUUUUCAAAGUUAAGUAACAAUAACAAUAAUCCACCUCAUUUCUAAUUGAAAGCAUUUAAUGAAUCUAAAUAUUUGGGAGAAUCUAAAUCCUUAUAGCUUAAUGAUUUUCUUGGUUCUUUAUUUGGAAUUGUAGUUUCAUAAGAUGUUUAUACAAUUAAAUUUACGCUUUAUAAAAUUAAACAAAACGAGGAUUUUGAGUUAGGACACUUUCUCUUCACUGAAUCUGCUUCCCCAAUAAAAACAAAGUAAUUAAGAGAGAACUUGUAAGCCUAAAUCAAUGAUCCAAUCGAAUGCUAUGUAAAAAAGGAGAUAAACAACGAGCAGAUUUGUGUGGGAUUAUUUGAAUACUAGAUAAUUUAAUUUUGUUAUUGUGUAAAUAAAAAUCCAUAAAUAAAGAAGGACAAUUUGUUAUAACCAUAAUAUCUAAUUGAAGUUGUAUAACCAUCCCCAUAAAAAUCAGCUUAAAAGAGUUUAUCUGAAAUGGAUAAAUUGUAACUAGAUUGA
Paramecium tetraurelia is the source of this 1116-nucleotide messenger RNA. RefSeq lists its product as uncharacterized. The record is from RefSeq and is a predicted model, not a curated record. The transcript is spliced from 4 exons. Lineage: Eukaryota; Ciliophora; Oligohymenophorea; Peniculida; Parameciidae.